AUAAUUUUUACUAUGACAUCGAAAAAAAAAUUGAGCAUUCGAUGAAGUUUGUUCGAAAUAAUUUUUGUGAAAACAAAUGUGUAAACAGCAAAGUAGUAGCAGGUCUAACUAGAGAUCUUUCGAGCAAGAGUCUUAAAAAAGUUUCGUAUUUGCCUCAAAAAAAGAAUUACGCCAUCUGCGUAUUAUUGAGAAUCGUUGCUUCCGUUUCCUACAAACGCACGCACACAAGCCACGAGUUAUACGGCUCCGGGGACUGCAUCUAUAUAAUAUUCGAGCGGCCAGGCUCAUCUCUCUCAAUUUCGGUGUACCAGUCGAGCAGCAAGGAACACACUUGGCUUCGGCAGACCGCAGCAGAGAGCAACUAGCGCCAAAGCAGUGACGAUGCACGUCCGCAGCUACGUAGAGUCGAGGUGGCAGGCCACUUUACACUCUGCUGCUGCUGUGUCGUGCGCCAUUUUCGCUACGCUCUCGCCGGCUUGCCAAUGUCUGGCCAGCGCCAACGUAUCAUCGCCGUGUACCGGCGAUAAAAAGACGCCUCGUGCGAAUCCGCGAGUAUCGACGAGGCGAUCUAUGAUGCCGUCUUGAACAAAAGCGCAUUCAGACAUUCCUUAAAAUUGAAAUAUUAAGAAUAUCGUCAUUUUUUGAACGAAACCAUCAAGAUGUAUUUAUACAACUUGACUCUCCAACGUGCCACGGGCAUUACCCAUGCUGUCCACGGCAAUUUCUCCGGUUCUAAAAUGCAAGAGAUUUUGGUCUCAAGAGGCAAAUCGCUCGAGCUCUUGAGACCUGAUCCAAAUACUGGCAAAGUUCAUACUUUGUUAACCGUAGAAGUAUUUGGAGUCAUAAGGUCACUUAUGGGCUUUAGGUUAACUGGAGGUAUCAAAGACUACAUUGUUGUAGGCUCAGACUCGGGGAGAAUAGUUAUUCUUGAAUAUAUCCCUGCUAAAAAUAUUUUUGAAAAAGUUCACCAAGAAACUUUUGGUAAAAGUGGAUGCAGGAGAAUUGUUCCUGGACAGUAUUUAGCCAUCGACCCCAAAGGGCGUGCAGUUAUGAUUGGGGCCAUUGAAAAACAAAAACUAGUCUAUAUUCUAAAUAGAGAUCCUGAAGCACGACUCACAAUUUCGUCGCCUCUAGAGGCUCACAAAAGCAAUACUCUUGUCUAUCACUUAGUUGGUGUUGAUGUGGGUUUUGAAAAUCCUAUGUUUGCUUGCUUAGAAAUUGACUAUGAAGAAGCAGAUGCUGAUCCUACUGGUGAAGCUGCUGUGAGAACUCAGCAAACCUUGACUUUUUAUGAAUUAGACUUGGGUUUGAAUCACGUUGUCAGGAAGUACAGUGAACCAUUAGAAGAGCAUGCUAAUUUUUUGGUAUCUGUACCUGGUGGAAAUGAUGGCCCUAGUGGCGUACUGGUUUGCUCUGAAAAUUAUCUUACAUACAAGAAUUUGGGGGAUCAACCAGAUAUUCGAUGUCCCAUUCCACGACGUCGUAACGAUCUUGAUGAUCCUGAAAGAGGCAUGAUUUUUGUUUGUUCAGCAACACAUAAAACCAAGAGCAUGUUUUUCUUCCUGGCACAAACUGAACAAGGAGACAUUUUCAAAAUUACACUUGAAACUGAUGAAGAUGUUGUCACUGAAAUCAAACUGAAAUAUUUUGAUACUGUGCCAGUAGCUACCAGUAUGUGUGUACUGAAAACAGGUUUCCUUUUUGUUGCUUCAGAAUUCGGCAACCAUUAUUUGUACCAAAUCGCACAUUUGGGUGAUGAUGAUGAUGAACCAGAAUUCAGUUCAGCUAUGCCUUUAGAGGAAGGUGAUACUUUCUUUUUUGCACCAAGACCGUUGAGAAAUUUGGUGCUUGUUGAUGAAUUGGACAGUCUUUCACCAAUAAUGAACUGUCAUGUCGCUGAUUUGGCCAAUGAAGAUACACCACAACUAUACAUGGCAUGUGGCAGAGGACCACGGUCAACUCUUAGAGUACUGCGCCAUGGUCUUGAAGUUUCUGAGAUGGCUGUGAGUGAACUUCCUGGUAAUCCAAAUGCUGUGUGGACUGUUAAAAGACGUAUAGACGAGGAAUACGACGCUUACAUUAUAGUGUCUUUUGUGAAUGCCACUCUUGUAUUAAGUAUCGGUGAAACAGUCGAAGAAGUAACAGAUUCUGGUUUUCUUGGUACUACACCAACUCUUAGUUGUUCAGCUUUAGGAGAUGAUGCUCUUGUUCAGGUCUAUCCUGAUGGAAUUCGUCAUAUUCGUGCAGACAAACGUGUUAACGAGUGGAAAGCACCCGGUAAAAAAACCAUUAUCAAAUGUGCUGUUAAUCAACGUCAAGUCGUUAUUGCUUUAACUGGUGGAGAACUUGUUUACUUCGAAAUGGACCCAACGGGUCAGUUAAAUGAGUAUACUGAACGUAAAAAGAUGCCAUCAGAAGUGAUGUGCAUGGCAUUGGGCAAUGUCGCUGCUGGUGAGCAGCGGUCCUGGUUCCUUGCUGUUGGUUUACAAGACAACACUGUACGCAUAAUCUCUCUGGACCCAUCAGAUUGUCUUGCUCCACGUAGUAUGCAAGCUUUACCAGCUGCCGCUGAAAGUUUGUGUAUUGUUGAAAUGGGAAUUAAAGAAAAAGACGAAGAUGAACCAUCUAGUAAUGUUCAACCUGCUCUUCAUUUAAAUAUCGGUUUGCAAAACGGUGUAUUGCUACGAACGGUGUUAGACCCGAUUUCAGGAGAUUUGUCUGACACACGUACUCGUUAUUUGGGCUCACGACCAGUCAAACUUUUCCGUAUUAAAAUGCAAGGUAAUCAAGCCGUGCUUGCGAUGAGCAGUCGUUCGUGGCUCAGUUACUACUACCAAAAUCGUUUUCACCUUACGCCACUCUCUUAUGAGAGUCUGGAAUUUGCAUCAGGCUUUAGUUCCGAGCAAUGUCCGGAGGGUAUAGUAGCUAUUUCAACCAACACUUUGAGGAUUUUGGCUCUAGAAAAACUCGGUGCGGUUUUCAAUCAAGUCAGUUUCCCUUUGGAAUACACUCCAAGGAAGUUUGUAAUUCAUGAAUCAACACACAUUGUUUUGCUCGAAACAGAGCACAACGCUUACACAGAAGAAACGAAACAACAACGUCGACUUCAAAUGGCUGAAGAAAUGAAAGAAGCUGCAGGUGCAGAUGAAGCCGCGGUCGCCAGAGAAUUAGCUGAAGCUUUUCUUACAGAAGAACCCAAUGAACAAAUAUUUGGUGCACCGAGGGCUGGACCUGGUUUGUGGGCUUCGAUGAUAAGAAUUAUGGCACCAACAACUGGUGUUACCUAUCAAGUUUUAAGACUUAAACAAAAUCUUGCUGCGUUAUGUUUGGCUUUUGUAAAAUUCUCCAAUCAAGGAGACCAACAAUUUCUUGUGGUUGGCGUUGCCAAAGAAUUUCAGCUUAAUCCUAGGAUAAGUAACGGUGGAUACCUUCAUACAUACAGAGUUAAUAGCGACUGCACUAGCAUUGAACUGAUACAUGAAACGCCACUUGAUGAAAUUCCUCUAGCUGUUUGUGCCUAUCAAGGACGAGUUUUAGUUGGCGUUGGUAAAAUGCUUCGCCUUUACGACAUGGGCAAGAAAAAAUUGCUUCGUAAAUGUGAAAACAAGCAUAUUCCUAACGCAGUAGUAUCGAUCGUUGCUAUUGGACAACGCAUUUACGUAAGCGAUGUUCAGGAAUCUGUUUACGCUGUAAGAUAUAAGAGGCAAGAAAAUCAACUGAUUGUUUUUGCGGAUGAUACAUUACCCAGAUGGAUAACAACUACUUGUAUUUUGGAUUACGAUACCGUAGCAACAGCGGAUAAAUUCGGAAAUAUAGCCGUGAUACGAUUGGCAAGUGGUGUAAACGAUGAUGUUGACGAAGAUCCUACUGGCAAUAAAGCUUUGUGGGAUCGAGGGUUACUGAAUGGCGCUUCUCAAAAAGCUGAUACAGUAGCAUGUUUCCACGUUGGAGAAACCGUUAUGUCACUUCAAAAAGCUACGCUUAUACCAGGAGGCAGUGAAUCAUUGGUUUACACAACUCUCAGCGGUACUGUCGGCGUUUUAGUACCGUUCACGAAUCAUGAAGAUCACGACUUUUUUCAACAUCUUGAAAUGCACAUGCGAUCAGAGCAUCCACCAUUAUGUGGACGUGAUCAUCUAAGUUUCCGUUCGUACUAUUAUCCCGUUAAAAGUGUCAUUGAUGGUGAUCUUUGUGAACAAUUCAACAGUAUCGAACCAACCAAACAGAAAAGUAUCGCUGGCGAUCUGGAAAGAACAGCCGCCGAAGUGUCAAAAAGAUUGGAAGACAUUCGAACUAGAUUCGCAUUCUAA
Molecule: messenger RNA, 4310 nt
Organism: Trichogramma pretiosum
Lineage: Eukaryota; Metazoa; Arthropoda; Insecta; Hymenoptera; Trichogrammatidae
Gene: Sf3b3
Product: splicing factor 3B subunit 3
Exons: 14
Coding region: 660-4310 (1216 amino acids)
Biological process (GO): mRNA splicing, via spliceosome
Cellular component (GO): U2 snRNP; nucleus
Molecular function (GO): protein binding; U2 snRNA binding
Source: RefSeq, a predicted model, not a curated record